GUGAAAAUCACCAUUAUAAAUGGUAUUUGGGUGGGAAUAUGUCUGGCAUAGCCAUGCUUGCGGUGAAGUAUGCGGCUAUCGCAACUUCAUUUAAGGUUUUGCUGCAUCUUUGGAAGUUAUAUCGGGGGUUUCUAGUUUUAAUCCUUGCAUGUACGACGAGUGUGGGAUUUUCUUGAAUCUUCAUAUAUUCUCAGAAGAGAAUGCUGAUUCCGAUUUCUUUACUCUCAUUCACUAUCUCAGCUCCACAGAAGAAACCACGAAAUAAAAGAAAAUGAAGACAUACAAAGGCAAACCAAUUCGCUGGCAUGCACUCUUAUCAUUGAUUUUGUCUACAAUAUCAUUUAUAUUGGGUGUCGUCACGAUAUUCUCGGGUUCGAAAAAUGGGGUUUUAGAAGAUUAUUAUUUCCUAAGGUUAAAAACAGCAAAUCUCGGUCAAAGUUUGGUACAAUUUGCAGCAGUCAAUUCUACCACAGCGAACACCACAAGCAUAAUCGACAUAUCUGCUCUGAACAGCCGCGAUUUAUCAUCAGAUUCGAUAGAAAAGAGAGAUGCAGCAUCCGACUUCGCCACGGCAUUAUUCGGUAAUGUUAUCAAGGAAGUUAAGAGCAUCGCGAAGAAGAUUGAAGCAGGCGAUAACGAUGGUCUCAACGAAGCCGAGAAGGCGUUAGUCUCGAAUAUCACAGAUACCGUUGGAGUUGCAGAUUUCUACAGUUUACAUGUAAUAAAAAUAUGUCGAGGAACUAUUACAUCAGAGGAUAAAUGGGUCGUUGAUGGCUGCUCAAAUUAUUCUCAAGCUUUGAAAGGCUUGACACAACUUACCUCAUCUACUCCAUCUACCUUCCGUAUUGUCAAUACUACGCUUACCGUUCCAUUCCUGGGUCUCGCUACCACUGCAAUGCCAUUUACCGCCGGAAUGCUGAACAUUGGCACUAUGGCCAUCCUCGCUCUCUAUGGUCUAGCCUUGAUCGGAUCGGGUGCUACAAUUUUUCUAUCAGCAAUUUAUAUGUUCAAACCCACAGCCCGCAUCGUCUACUGCGCUCUCUUCUUUUCCUUUCUCGCGUCUAAUUUCACAAUGACUGUUACGCUGAAUCUAACAGCCGUUACCAGCAUGGUAAGCCAGAUGGUCUCUUUAGUAGGGCCUGCUCUAGGUGUCGAAGCUUCUGUUGGGGGUGCAUUCCUAGGGAGCUCAUGGAUAGCCGCCAUAUUCGCAUUGAUUUUCAAUCAGUAUUGGAUGAUGGUCUGGCUAGUAGAGAUCAGAGGAUAUGGAUUCAGAAGAAGAAUCAGAACAGAUGAGGAGAUUGGAGAUUGGAAGGGAAUUAUGAAUGAGUUGAAGAGAGAUUGGAAGAAGCCUGUACCGGAGGGGCUUACAGCUUCAGAAUCUAAUGAAAAUCUUAUGGUGAUAGAGAGGGUAGAUGAGGUCACUGGUGUAUCGACAAAAGACCAUUCAUAUCGUUUAGGGUGACCGAGAAUGGUCAGUCCUUGAGGAUAAAGAUUGCAGGAAAAGAUUAGAGUUUCACCAGAAGCCAGAUAUAUUCAAGCAUUGCGGGACAAUACAAAUUUAAAAGAAGAAUUGAGGAGAUCGGAAAGGGUAGCCAUGGGGCUGCUUUUGGGUAGGAUUUCGAGGAUUUCAAGGAUUUAUUAUAUUUUAGAGUAAAAGUAAAAAUACAUGAAGGCUUCACACA
Molecule: messenger RNA, 1682 nt
Organism: Botrytis cinerea B05.10
Lineage: Eukaryota; Fungi; Ascomycota; Leotiomycetes; Helotiales; Sclerotiniaceae
Exons: 3
Coding region: 272-1462 (396 amino acids)
Biological process (GO): fungal-type cell wall organization
Cellular component (GO): plasma membrane; cell cortex of cell tip
Source: RefSeq, a predicted model, not a curated record